Molecule: messenger RNA, 10527 nt
Organism: Porites evermanni
Lineage: Eukaryota; Metazoa; Cnidaria; Anthozoa; Scleractinia; Poritidae
Source: the annotation of a GenBank genome assembly
AUGACAGCGAGGAAAAACAUCAUGGCGGACUAUUUAGGGGAAGAGUCAGCGAAGAAAGUACAAUAUUUUCCCGAAGGAAGUCUUUUAAAUACAAUGACCAUAUCCAUAAUUGACUCUGAGAAGAGGUACACUGAUAUCCUCAAGGAACCUUACACCGUUUAUCUCAUCGAAACCAAGUGAGUUAGAGUAACAAGAAAUUUUGCUAUCGUACCCAUUUAUUUACAAGAUUUAUCACUCGAUGAAAAUUUAGGUUAAGCCAUGGUUGUUAAAAAGAUUUACAGAUUGCUCAAACGCUGCAUAGGUCUUGUUAAACUGAUCCUAGGUUCUCGUUUGAUCAGUCAACGUCAAUAAACGGAUGCAUCGGGGCUUUUCCAAGGGGUCUUUAUUGGGGUAGGGUGACUGGUCAGGGUAAUUUUCACCCCUGCACUAUUAUUUAAAUUCUUUGUGAUUUCAAUGUUUUAAUUAAGCGUGAGAGCCCAUGAAGGCUUUGAUAUUCACAAAGAGGAUUUGCUUCAAGGAAAUCACCAAGUAGAUUUUCUCGGUAAGGUUCAAACACAGUUAGCUCUCAGCAAGCAGAUUAUUUUUUCACCCAUCACAUCAUUGUAAAUUUAAUAUUGUACAUUUGGUGUUUGAUGAAGUAGAUCUCAGUAAGCUCUGAUGAGUUUUUCCAAAGGAGAUCCCAAAAGAUCCAGAUUCCCUCACGGCUAGCUCUUGCUGUCUACCAUGAAAAAAAUAAUGACGCGUGUGCAAAGAACUAGAUGUGAAGCUUGGUCAGGACCUUACAAAUUAAUGAAUUUGAUCUCUGGGGAUCAAACUUUCUCUUUGAAUAGUAAUCAUUAAAAUGUAAAGCAUUGCGAAGGCCCAAGCCUGCAAAACAGCCAUCUUUCCUGAGGGACAUCCGUCCCUGAGUAAAACAUCUCCAGUGGCAAAGAGAGAUGGCUGUUUUGGCAGGCUACUAAGGCCAUUCCAUAGUUGCCCUGAAACUUUUUAAAUAAUUUUAAGAAAUAGUUUACAGUAAGGUUAAUUUUGACAGUUGACAGUAAGGUUAAUUUGUAAUCAUAUUGUAAAGUUAGACAUUUGUUUUGAGUAUAGAAAUAACAUAAAUUUGUUGUCAUUAAAAGUAUAAAACUAUUCUGAUGACUGUUUUCAGGUAUAUUGAUGGAGGUCCUCCAGCCGGAGAACCUGACAUGUCAUCGUCAAUAUGGAGACGAUAUAGUGAAUUUGAACUGUUAAGAAAUUAUCUUGUUGCAAACUUUCCAGCGGUAAGCAAAUGGAUUGAAAAUGUUUACAAUAUUACAGUCUACACUGUACAAGUACCUCUCUUGUAGGUGUGAGCCUAGCUUAAGUGGAAGUCCCUCAUCAAGAGGUGUCCAGUAAAAAUAAAUUUUCAGUCCAUUUUGUUGUUGUCUUUAUUAGUUGUAAGGGAGUGUAUACCCUAUUCUGGGCAAAUUUUAUAGAGGGGACUUAAGAGGGGUUUGUGGUGGGUGAGCUCCUUAUUCAUUACUGUAGUUUGCUUAUGAACAAUGUUAGCUGUGGGGGACUCCCUACACAUACUUACCCCCAGGUUGGGCUGCACCAGACGUAAAAGGUGUUCCUGCCUUUUGAUCUAAUCUAGUUGUUGUUUAUCAAUCCAGAGUAACCCUCUCAGCUUCUUCACCUCGUACACUUAUUUUUCCUGACUUCAUAAGAUAAUUCUUAUCUGUGAAUUUUGUUGCAAGUUAACAUAUAUGGUUAGGCACUUUUAAUUAUUAUUAUUGUUAUUAUUAUUAUUAUUAUUAUUAUUAUUAUUAAAGACAAAAGCUACAUGUAUGACAUGUAUGUCCGUAAUAAUAAUAAUAACAAUAACAAUAAUGAAGCUAUUUAGCUUGAUCUCUCAUUGUUAAAAGCAUGGAUAGCUUAAACUAUAAUAUGAUUUUGUAAGGUUUAAAAUUCAUUUGAACACAUUUCUUUCAGUUGGUUGUCCCCCCUCUGCCAGAAAAAAGGGUAAGAACAAUAAUAAAUUAUUAUUUUUCGGUAGUCAUAUAACUAUGACAAAACUGUCAUAAACAGGGAUCAUAAUCAUAAUCAGCAAUCUAGAAAUAGAGAAGGGUCAAGCAGGACUUCCCUAGACUCAACAGCUAUAGAUACUUUAUUAUUGGGAUGUACAUAGAAAUUUUUCAUUUUUUAGUUUAUAGACAGUUGUUUAGUAUUGCUCUGUUGAAAACCACCAGACCACCAAGAAGUCUUUUUUUAACUAUAGUUAUACUAAAUUUGUAUUUAAUUUUCAUUUUGAGAAGAGUUUAAUAAAGUAUAUUUUUUGGAAAAAUGACAAAACUGUCUAUUCUGUUUGGCUAUUGGCAGCCCUGAUUUCAGCAUUACAGUCAAGGCAGGUCAAGCGUACCCCCCAAGAUUCUAUGAAUGAAUUGAUUAUUAAAUUUUGAAAAAUGAAGCCGUUAGUGGUUCCCCUAACUGGUGUCAAAUUCAAAGCGGCAUUUCUGCAUGCGUAAUGAGCAGUGAAUAUUUUACGAGAACUUCUCUGUAUUUGGUCAGAUUGAAAAUCUUUGAAUGGAUUAAGUUUCUUAGAAGACAUUUACAUCAAAUUCAGGAAAACUGAGCCGGUAGAAAUUUCAUAACUGCCUCGCGUGUGAAUUCACGGCUCAUCACGCAUGUAAGAAUGCAGAGAUCAAUCUGAAAUCUACAACUAGCAACAGAUUCAACUUUCGAAUAAUAAAUUCAUUAAUGGAUUCUUCGGGGGUUCGCUUGACCUGGUUUGACUGUAAUAAGACAGUGUAAUAGGACAGUACACAUCAUGUCUGAGUAUUAUAAUAUUAUUGUACAGUAAAGGCCAUCACUUGCAAUAAAUGUAGGAUGAAAUUAGUGAGUUUUUUUUUUCAUGUCUAGCAAAAACUCUUGGGGCGUUCAUGUACAAAUUGGUACCUCAAUUUUUUUUUUUUUUAGUAAUGAUUGAUAGAUUUUUUCUAUUGGUAACAAAACUUUGUAUUUGUCUAAUUCUGUCUAUAAUCAUACCAGUGAUGAGAACAAAUUGGACUGAUCAAUCACAUGAUUACAGAACAAACAGGACUCCAUGCAGUCUUACUACCUUUUCUUAUUGCAUUAUUUUAACUUUUUUGUCUUAUUAAGUGAAAUAUAUUCCUCUAAAUAUUGCUGUUGUGUUUAUCUCCAGAUUAAAAUUGCAGCAUUGAGAAUAGCAGCAGACAAGUUUGAUCCAGAUUUCAUAGAAAAACGAAAAGCAGCUCUUGAGGUAAGCAUGAGUGGAGUAGAGUUUGUUUGCUGUGUUAUUCGUUAACUUCAUUUUACCAACCCCUACAUCCUGCAUAACACAGAUGCUUAUUACUCGGGGAAGGGAGGAGCAUGGCUUUGUCAUUUAGAGUUCAGGUCACUCUACUUACAAUCCUGCAGUUGUGGGUUUGAAACCCACCCUAACCACUGGCUGGAUUAGUUUCUCAUUUGUCGCAAGUUUUGAUUCCUCCGCUAGGGAGCCAGCUGGUCUGCUUCCAGUGUCAGGUUUAUUUAUUUUCAAAUUUUUACCAGCUUUUUGUGUGUAGCUUGCAGCUUGUUGGUGAGACCAUCGCUCUUGCAUGUUGUUGUGAAGAUGGAUUUGGAUCAUGUCUAGUUCAGUCUGUAAUCACAUUCAUGAUUAAACCAAUAAUGGUCUCCUGCCAUGCAGCUGUCCGAUUUUGUUAAUCACUCAUGAUUACAAACUGAAUUGGACUCCACUCAUUCCUAUUACCAUUAUUCAUUUUACUGGUGUUUUGUUGUAGAGUUUUCUCUUAAGAUGUGCUGCACAUCCACAGUUAUCAAUGGAUCUCACAUUCAUUGGAUUUUUUAACCAGGUACUUAUGCCUCUGAUUUGUUAUUCAGAGAGGAGUCUACAUAGUACAGUUACAGUCUUUUCCGUAUGCAACUUCCUCUUUUCCCAUAAUGCACCUUAUUUGCCCCCCUUAUUUCUCUUGGGACGGCUGUAAUACCCAAGGGGAAAUGAAUGAAAAACAAAGGUUAUGCAAAAUUGAAGGGGGGGGGGGAGGGGGGAGGUGCAUUAUGGGAAAUGUGGAAGUGGCGUAAAGCCAACCUACCUCACAUUGUAUGGAAAAGUUAGUUAUUGUUGUUUACCAUGCUGCUAGCAUACUAUGAUAAUAUAAUUUUUUAUAUUAUUAAUAGCAAAAAACCCUUUUGUUUAGGGCAAGUACUAUUUCUUGUAUGGUACGUAAGCAACUAUCUCUGCUCACUUGCAAUAUAUUAUUGCUGCCUCAUGGGGCCCCUGGUGCCAUAUGUAAUAAACUAGAGGUAAUGAUUGAUUACGGAUCUGCGUUUAUCAUUUAUGGAAAAAUUACGGAAUCAAAAUCAAGUCAAAGGAGUCAAGUUUCUCGGCCGAGGUGCCCCUGAUGAAAUUAAUAGGGAAGGCUAAUUUGCAGUCACCCGUGAUAGCUCUAAGAUUUCUCCGUUAGUGCCACAGGAACACCAGAUUAGGAUGCGGUCUGAUGAACACAGUUAUUUUUCUGAAAGACAUAAAGAUGGAUAAUAAUAAUUAAGAAUUAUUAUUGAGUGUAAAAUUUAAGGAAAAAGCUCAAUAAAAAAUUAAUGAUACAGAAUUAUAUUAGAGCUAUGUUUUGAAGUAAAGAAAUCAAACUGGUCGCUGUUCAGGACUUUUUAAAGAAGAAAACACAAUGGCCAAUCCUGAAAAGUUCAAGAGGGCAAGGAUAAACAAAAUUGAAAGGUUUCAUUCAAACUAUAGACCUUUCCCCGCGUUCCUGUAAACAAAGGCAUGAAGUCGAGGCUCGGGUGGACAAAAUACAGUGAUUUGUAUGUAAUUGUCCACCUGACCAUUGUCCUCAUUUUUUUAUGUUUGCUCACUGGAGCAGAAUGCAGGAAAGGUCUAUUGAAUGGUUAAAUUAUGAUAUAUGAGUAAAUUGCACCUUUUUUUAUAGGAGGAAGGUUGGAAAGAAGCUGUGCAAGCAACAAAUUACCAAAGCAAGGUCUAUAAUUAAUCGCUCUUUUUGUUUCCCCAUUAAUGAAGUGCAAUGUAUGCAAGGUUUCCAAUAAAAAAUCUUUUGAUACUUUUGUCAUUUCUUUCAGGUUGACUCCAGGCUUAAAAGUUGGAGUGCUUCAGCCAAAGAACCAGAUAGGUAGCACUGCCUUAAGUUAAUUUCUAGAAAGGGUGCAGCCAAAUAGUACAUGUUUGUCCUAUGUUCAACCCAGAACAUCAUUUGUCUGAACAAAUAUAUUUUGUAUUGUUAUGUUAGUCUCACAAGAGUAUGUGUGCCAUGUUACAUGGUCAUCAUAACUGCAGGUCUGGAGUAUUUAAGAAGUGCUUGAAAGGUGUCUCUAGCGGGGGGGGGGGGGGGGGGGCUAAAAGACUAUUUAAGGUUUGUUAAGUUACGCAAGGGCUGUUCGAGUCAAAUUCGAGACAUUUGUCAUCCCUGAUUUUAUUUUGUUGACCUUCUGUUGUAGUCUUCCCUGAGACUGUAAUGCUGUAACGCUGGCUCCAUGAAUGAACAUGAUGCCCACUCCUAUUUCUGUGUUUUGGGAUUAUUUAGAUUAGUUACAAAGCUUUUUAUAAUCGUUUCAGUGUGAUUAGAGUAUAAAUAUUUUGAAGAACAUGGAACAAAAUACCUUUGGAUUCUAAGAAAAGACUUGUAAUGGACAGAAUAAUGAUUUAUCUGCCAUCUCUGUAAAUUUGGUAGGAACAGAUUUUUGGCUUGAAAGCAUUCUUCUUUGGUGCAACACCUGUUUUUUUCCUUCUUUCUUAUAGUUUUGUUUUAAUUUAUGUAGUAUUUCUUCCCAGGAGAUUUGAAGACAUGAAGCAUUAUGCUGAAAAUUUAGGCACCAAUGUAGCAGCCAUGAUCAAAGUUCGACAGGUAACAGCAUUAGCUAAAUUUUUUGAAGCAGGGUUUACUGGUUUUCACCAACUCGUUUACUAAUAAGUGUUGUUGUUUCUUUCUUGUUCAAAGCACAUUGCUGAUAUAGUAUAUUCUAUUCACAAACAACAUGCUAACUAUGGCAAAGUCUUCAGGUAACUUCCAUAAAUAUCUUCCGCUAAUAAUGCUGUUUUUUCAUACCCCUGUCAUUGUCAUACAAGGACAAAAAACAGGGCAACGAUAAUUUUUGAACAGAGGUGAACAUUAAUAAGUUGCCUUUCUUAUUCCAAAUAUUAAUGUUUGUUCAGUUUCUGUAAAUCCUCUAAGUUUUAGUUUACAGUUCAAAGUUACUUGAAAAUUGCUGUUUUUGGAGAAAACAAAAGCAUAUUGUAUAUAAAGAUAGACAUUUAAAGGACAAUACCCAAAUUCAGAUAAUCUCUAAUCUCCUUUGGAAGCUAGUGCCUGGAUAUAGGCACUGAUACUCUUGUAAAGCAAACUGACUAGGUUGUUGAAAUAAUGUCUUUAACAGUGAGUGGAGUUCAUUGGAGAAGGAGAUGGGUGAUGGAUUGCAGAAGUCAGGUCACUAUAUGGACAGGUCAGAUGCUACAUGUGGUUAACCAUAAGGAAAAUGUAGUUUAUACACUGUUCCUUGCUCAAAGAAAACCACUCAAAAACAGACGUGAAAAGCUGGUCCUGGCUUUAAAUGUCACAUUGCUUGUUUUAAAUCUUUAACUAAACUGGCCACUGUUAUUUUUUGUAGAAUAUUUUUGUGGACUAUCAAUUCAACUUUUCAUUUCUCAUGCAGCUUCAACCAUGAUUAUUUUUUGACUGUAAGUAGUCUCUCUUUUGCUUGAAAAUCUGUAAGUGAGAGUAUUGGGGCAGCAAAGUCACACAAGUUGCAAGGGUGCUAGUUACGAAGACGUGAAUAUUGGUGAGUGAUUUCUACCAGAAUUGUCAAGCAAUUUCAAGAUUUUCUGAUUCAUCGUGAAGGCUAAAUUAAUGGUGGAGGCUAAAUCGUGAGAGUGUGAGUUGACAGCCCAAACCGUGAGAGUUGGAAGGUCCGUCAUGUAGGUCAUUAAUAAAGGUCCUCCCUGUUUACUCCUUUCCCCAAUCCAAAGCUCAAAAUAUAAAAUUCUUGAUGACUGUAUGUGUUAUAUACUUUUGUAACCAUUUACCUUGGGUUCGUUUUGAUGUGAAACAGACUUGCAGCAUCUGUUGACGAGGUACUUGAAGAUGAUGAUAUGAGCUUUUCAGAGCAGCUAAGGGAAUAUCUGCACUUUGCUGAUGUUUUAAAGUAAGUAUAUUAAAGUAAAGUGAGUAGCUAACCACAGCUGAACAGAAAAAUAUUGAUUAUUUUCCACAAAAAAAUAUCACAUCAUUUAUAAUAAAAUAUAAAUAAAAUGACAUAAUGUGCUAAAGAUGGGUAAGUUUAAGUCGCUGUUUUAGGUUUGAAGUACAUUUUCAAUGAACUAUGAGGGCUCAGAGAUUUAUUCAACAGGAAAUAGCAGUAACAGUUACUGUGGGAAUUACCCCAGAUGCAUUUGGGUUCUAGUCAUUGUUUUAAUAAGUAUUAUUUUUAUUGUGUGUUUUCAAGGGGAGUUGCCCAUAGACAGCAGCUUCGUCAGUAUGAUGCAGAAAAGGCGGAGGACAAUUUAUCUACAAAGAAGACGCAAAGAGAUGACAUGAUUGCUCAAAAGGUCAUUGCGCUAACAUAACUAGUAGUAGUAGUAGUUAGUUUCCAUAGCAACCACUUGUAAUUUAAUGAGUAUUUGCUUUGACACUGAAAUUGUUACCACUGACUGCGGGGUCACGAAUAAGGAUCUAUGCAGAGGAGUUUACUGGACACUACAGGUGUACAUUGAAGUGACAAAGACUGUAAAUAAUAAUAAUAGCUAUUGUUAUUAUUAGAUUAAACAGAACUCACAAAUCUGGAUCCUGCCAAUAAAACCAACCUAGAAAAGGCUCUGCUAUAUUCAGGCUCAAGAAAUAUUACCAGGGCUGUCACUAAGAGUCAGGGGCUGGGGAUUUCCCCUUACUGCCACCCCUGGCUACUUUCAUAGGCAACAGAAGAAAAAUAGAACCAAAAGAAUUUUGCAGUUGUACAUUCAAUUCCUCACCUAAUAAUAAUAAAUUACACAUAUAUGGCAACUUGAAAUCUUAAUGAGAGCCCUGGAUUGCCAGGCACGGGUCUAGGAUGAAUACUGACCAAUUUCCUGAAUGAGUGCCAAAGGCACAAGCUUGUAGUGGGGUCUAGGGGCAUGUAUCCCAGGAAAUUUUUUAGAUUUUAACUACUUAAAGUCCCUUUCCUCCAAACUAUUCUCCAGAUUCAACUUUUUUUUUGUUAUUAAAAAUAUAUUUAUAAUGAAAAAUAAGACUGAUUCCCGUAAACGGUGGAAACCGGUGUGGAUCCAUGCCUGAUCACUUUCUGAGGCGGUCCCCAAAUUAUUCACCAGUAAUCUGGGCUCAGCUCCUCCUAAGAUGGUUAAGUUUAACCCAAGAUUAAGUAAGAACAUGCAACCCAAGCUCCUUUACUCUGAGAUUCAGUAAUGAUAACACAAAAUAUUACUCUGGGCAAUGCAUUAUUAGAAAGUAAAUACAAAAAGUGAAAAUAAUUUUAAUCCUGGAUUAGCGCUGAUCCGCCAUUCAGGAACUGGGCCCAGGGUCACCAGCUCCCAAUGGUACAAGAAUCAUAUAGAUUGCCUUCUUUUGUCUCAUGUUUGUUUUUCUGCAGGAAGCAAUAGAGAGUGGACAAGCCCCACCCAAAUCAAGUGGUUUUUCAUUCAAGGGAUUGUCAUCCAUGAUAUUUGGAGCUGAGUCUCCUGAAGUAUUAGGAACCAAAAUUAGCAACUUGGAAGAACAAAUUAGUGAUGCUGAGGAGGUUGUCAAGACAACAAAAGAAGAUCUUAGGUGCGAUACUGUAAUUUUGCUGAUGGAUGUCAAGAGCAAAUGUGAAAAAAUUAAUACAUUUUUUACCUCUUGCAAAAUACAUUGUAUAGCGUUACUCAAGCUGAUGUCACCUACUGAUAUUUAUGUGCCAACCAGAAGCACAUAGGUUCUUGUAACAAAAAAUUAUUUCAUUUCACUUGUUACAAAUUUGAAUAACAAAAAAACAAUGUUUGUAAACACUGAUGUCUCCUAUAAGAAAACCAAUAUCUCCGCUGGAAAGUACAUGCUCUGAAAAUUUAAGUCAGUAGGCACAUUGUAAACUUGGCAGCAUAUAGAACAGGACCGAUCAUUAGUAUCAUUUCAUUCAGUGCUGUGACUUGAGGAAAUUUUUUAUAAACUUUACAUAAGGAGGUCGGCAAAAUGGUGAUUCCCUUGUCUUCUCAUCAUUCUCUCAUCAAGCUAUACAAAUAGAAACUGUGAUUGAUGAUAGAUCAAAACAUAAUUAGCUGUGUAUGAUAAUUUAAGCCUGAUUGGUCAAAUUGUCUGCAGAAAUUCUGCUUCUAAAAGAAGAAAUGUUACAAAGAAUGCAUGUCUCAGAAGAGUCUCUGUGAAUGGCCACCAAGCAAUGCCGUAGUUUCUAAAAGCUGAUCUUUCCAAAAAUAAUGUUUCCGACAAGAAGUUUCUAUAAGGUUACUUGGGCAAACCAGGUCUUGCAUCUGUUGAAUUUAUUUUGUAAACCAUAGAAUCUGUAUUAAGGAGACGCCUGAGAAAUGUGUGUCUGCUAAAUACAGGUUCGUUUUACAAAAAACAUGGGAAUUCAAGUGUAUCUUGGUAACUGUUUUUGAGUUAAUUUUGUUUGUCAUUUAGAGUUUUUAAUGAGGAAGCUGUCAAAGACUAUGAACGCUUCAGGAAACAGGAAGUCCGUGAUUUAAGAGGAGUGUUGGCAGCACACAUCAAGGCUCAAAUAGCUCUAUGUAAAUUGGUAUGUUGCAUUUGUUUUUGGUAACCAAGAAACUAAGCAGACAGCAAACUUAAUAAUUGCUUUUGAUACUAAAAUAAUAUCAUUCACUUGCAAGUGACUCCAACAUCUUGAAGGAAAUUUUCCAGGCAGAGGCAUGUUGUUUUAAUUUACAACAAAUGAACCAACCAGCUCGUGGUUUCAGUUGAGCCUGUUUACAAAAAAACAUGAAUGGACUGAGGGCAAGACUAUUUUUCCUUUUAUGCAGUAUGUGAUCUUUCUACAGUUGACUCUCUCUUAAUGGACACCUAGAGUUGGUCCCUGCCUUUCUUUACUCCCUUUAUUCGACUCUUCAUGAGACGGACACCUCUAUAAAACAGACAUCUUUACUUGACUCUUUAUAAGACAGACAUCUCUCUAAGAUGGACACUUAAUACCGGUCCCAAAGGUGUCUGUCUUUGGGAGAGGUGACUGUAUCUUAAGAGACAUAAUAUUAUUUUAUUAUUUAAAAUAAAAGCUGACUGUAAGCAGUCUAUGAAGGAACACCCUUCUAUUAAGAGAAAAUGCAAAGGAUAUUUGUUAUAGAAAUAAAAAUCACCAACUCACCUUGACAAUACGCAUUAUUAUAGAAGUCUUUUUUUGAAGCUAACCAGUUAUCUUGUAUCUACAAAAAAUGGGUGAAUGCAAAAAUAUUUCCCACCUCAAUUUACUGGUAAGACUGUGAACUUCUGUAGGUUACAAUGUAUGGACUACACUUCAUUAUUUUUCAUUAUCUUGCAGGGAAUUUCAACAUGGGAGGACAUGAAAGAGACUGCCAAAACAUUAUAA